GAGAAGGACUGCCAACAUGAAGUUAAAGGUAGGCGCUUUGAUUUUAUACUUACUAUUCGUGGAAGUUCUUGGCUAUGGAGGCGGACAUGGAAGUGGAUUUGGAAUUGGCUAUGGAGGUGGACUGGGAAAAAGUUUAGAAGGUUACAAUGGUGGAGCAGGUGGAGCCGGUGGUGGAGGAGAUUAUGGCGGUGGUUUUGGACAAGGUGCAGGUGGUGGUAAGGGAAGUUCAGGAGGACUUGGGCUUGGAAUAGGCAUCGGAGCAGGCUCAGGUGGAAAACAGUUAGGAUUAGGAAUUGGCAUAGGUGGAGGAGUGGGAGGUGGGCAAGGAACAUUGGGAUAUGAAGGAGGACAAGGAGGUGGUUUUGGUGGAGGACAAGGAGGAGGUUUUGGAAGUGGGCAAGCAGAAGGUUUUGGAGGUAGUCGAGGAGGUGGAUUCGGAGGUGGACAAGGAGGUGGAUUUGGAGGUGGACAAGGAGGUGGAUUUGGAGGUGGACAAGGAGGUGGAUUCGGUGGCGGACAAGGAGAUGGAUUUGAGGGUGGACAAGGUGGUGGACUAGGCGGUGGAUUCGGAGGCGGACAAGGAGGUGGAUUUGGAGGUGGAAUCGGAGGCGGACAAGGAGGUGGACUGGGAGGUGAACAACAAGGUGGAUUUGGAGGUAGUCUAGGAGGAGGUUUUGGAGGUGGACAAGAAGGUUUUGGAGGUGGCCGAGGAAGUGGAUUCGGAGGUGGUCAAGGAGGCGGAUUCGGAGGUGGUCAAGGAGGCGGAUUCGGAGGUGGUCAAGCAGGUGGAUUUGGAGGUGGUCAAGGAGGCGGAUUCGGAGGUGGUCAAGGAGGUGGAUUUGGCGCAGGAAACGGAUUUUAUUAAAAAUGUGAUAAUUAGAAUACUUAUUUAUUUUAUUUGAACAUUUGCAAAAACUUUAUUUCAAUUCCUCUCAUUUACGAGAAAAUUGAUUUUAUAUUUUAUUUCCUUAUAAUCUAUAAUUUCUGUUUUACAAAGCAGUUACCUUAAAAACAAUGUUUUAAUGAUAAUAUAAAUAUUAAUUACUAUAUAAUUUAUUUACAUUUUUAUUAACUUUUAUUAUAUCAAGUCAUCCAAAAUAUAAACUACGUUGAAAACAUUGUCCGGUUUGAGAAUUGAGUCAUAUUUGCUUGUUAGAAUAUUAUUUAUAGUAAGGUACCUGCUACAAAUGAGGCGCAUGUUAAUUUCAAUAACUAUUAUUUCACUUGCAGGUGCGCUAAAAUUAAAAGCAAUUUUCUGUCUGUAAUUAUCAUUUUUUGCUAUUUAAAGUACUGAAACAUAUGGGAUUCUUAAAAAGCAAAAAAGUCCUAAUUUUGCAUAGAAAUUAAUAUACAGUGUAGGAAAGUACCGAUGGUCUAUCAGAAGUUACGUGAG
This is a messenger RNA of Anoplophora glabripennis (Asian longhorned beetle), 1393 nucleotides long. Its product is annotated as glycine-rich cell wall structural protein-like. The transcript is spliced from 2 exons. The coding region runs from base 17 to 865 and encodes 282 amino acids. The record is from RefSeq and is a predicted model, not a curated record. Lineage: Eukaryota; Metazoa; Arthropoda; Insecta; Coleoptera; Cerambycidae.